Messenger RNA from Solea solea (common sole), 2003 nucleotides. RefSeq names its product phospholipase A1 member A (gene pla1a). The coding region runs from base 327 to 1745 and encodes 472 amino acids. The transcript is spliced from 11 exons. Gene Ontology annotation, biological process: lipid metabolic process. The record is from RefSeq and is a predicted model, not a curated record. Gene Ontology annotation, molecular function: lipase activity; carboxylic ester hydrolase activity. NCBI's taxonomy places the organism in Eukaryota, Metazoa, Chordata, Actinopteri, Pleuronectiformes, Soleidae.
AACAGCCAUUGAACACCAACAAGGUCAGCGAACAAAUAGCCUGACAACAGAAAAGAAAAGUCACUGUCAAAGUGAAAGAAGAAGAAGAAGAAGAAGGUUUCCAGCAGCAGACUGUGCCUGGAACCAAGAUUCCUGAACUCUCUCGCGCUUUGUUUAACAGUUUAAGGCUGAAAGGUCUUUUCUUUUCCAUGGUUUCGACACUGUGCCGGAUUUUCUAAAGACCCCUGAUCUCCAUGCAGCUACCAGUCAGGAGCUGAGAGGAGAGAGAGAGAGAGACGCUGACGAACUAAAGCUCCUGAGCAUUCAGCCGUCUGUUACCCACAGACAUGAGCCUGGAAUACAAGAAAACCCUCGUCCUCCUCUGUGUUUUCAUGGUCUGCAUCACAUCGACGGUGGUGGGUUCAGAGGAGAAACAGGAGGAGGCGGCGGAAGAAGAAGACGGCAACGACUGUGCCGACUUCAACAGCACGUCAUGGCGUCAGUACAGAGAGCAGGGAGACAGACAGCAGGUCCAGUAUCUGCUGCUGACCAGGAGGAACAUGGACUGCGCACAGACGUUCAACCAGAAGUCUCUCGACACGCAGCUCUCCUACUUCAACACCUCCCACCCGACAAAAGUCAUCAUCCACGGGUUCAGGGCCUUGGGCAGUAAACCGUCCUGGGUGAAGGAGUUGGCCCAGGCUCUGCUCAGGGUGCAGGAUGUGAACGUGUUGGUGGUGGACUGGGUCCACGGCGCCUCCUUCGCCUACAACCUGGUGGUGGAGAAGUACAAGGAGGUGGCACUGCAGAUCUCUGUGCUCAUCAACCAGCUGCAGAAACACGGAUGUAAGCUGGAGUCCUUCCACUUCAUUGGCGUCAGUCUCGGGGCUCACGUCGCCGGUUUUGUCGGGACUCUCUUUGAGGGGAAGAUCGGACGAAUCACGGGUCUCGACCCUGCUGGACCCAUGUUUAAAAGAGCCAACACCUUUGACCGACUGGACCCGUCUGACGCUCAGUUUGUCGACGCCAUUCACACGGACUCCGACUAUUUUGGCAUCUCCAUCCCUGUGGGUCAUGUGGAUUUCUUCCUGAAUGGAGGGAAGGACCAGGUGGGAUGUACUCGCUCCAGGUUUUCCACCAUUCUCGUCUACAUUCCAGUGUAUGGCUAUGUGAUAUGUGACCACAUGAGGGCGCUGCAUGUCUACAUGAGCGCUCUGAGCGGCUCGUGCCCUCUGAAGGGAAUCCCUUGCUCCAGCUAUGAGGACUUCAAGAGGGGACAGUGUGUGGACUGUGGCGUCUUCAAGGGGACAUGUCCAACUAUAGGUUUAUCAGAGAACAGUGGGUUGACCACGUCUCCACUCCCCAAAGAGCAGAAGCUUUUCCUGCUCACGACGUCUUCACCACCUUUCUGUGCUCAUCACAUCCUGCUGCAGCUGGAGGUUUCUCCUCUGGAUAGAAGUGCGGAGGUGGAGGUGACACUGAGGACAGAGAGCCAGUGGACGGAGAAGACGUUCAGGCUUCAGACGUCUACGACGUCGUACACGGCGGUGUUGGCUCACCCGGUGCCUCUGUGUCAGAUCGCCUCCAUAGAGCUGAAGAACACAGGCUCUCGCUUCUACAGACAAGGAGACAUCCACUUCAAGUCUGUGUGUCUGUCUGAGUUCCCCUCACUCAGGCGAGAAGAUCCGCUGUGUGUGAACAACAUCAAUGUCAGACGUGGAUCUCUGUGGUCACAUGACUUUGUGCAGGUCUGUGGCUUCUUCUGAAGAAAUAUUCAACUAUAUCCAACCACCGAUGAAGUUGUUCUGUUUCACAUGUUCACCACCGUGUUGUAUUUUAUGUAUGAAAUGAGAGUGAAAUAAUAAGAAGAAAGUGAUUUACAUUUUUGUGUUUAGGUCAAAUUUGUCUCUUUUAAGCUUUUUUCCCACAUAAUAUGUGUUGGUUUUUUUGUGUGAGACCAGACUGUGUUGUAUGUGUUCAGAGAUCCAAGCAAUAAAGUGAGAAAUAAGUGAUGUCUCCACGGA